CCGUCAUUAUGCCCGCGCCGACGCUUCCUCGCUCUCCUCUGCAUCCCUUCAUCUUCGCCUUCGAGCAGAAGCCGCGCCGCCCGCCUGUAGUGCUGCUUCCUCACAGAUGAGCGGGAAGGGAGGUCAACGACCCAUCAUGCCGCGUCCCAGCUUCCCGCCGACGCCUGCCCCAUCGACCGAUAUCACGGGCAAGAGCAGCACGAAUGCUGGGCAGUUCGACGCCGCCUUUGCCCUGCCUCCGGCGGCAAUCAACGGCAGUAGUAGAGGCAGCACCGACGCUUCGAGUUCCUCUGCAGUAUCGAAUGCUUCCGACUCCUCCUAUCGACCGCUCUCCCCGUCCUCUCCCGUCGCAACCACAAAGACCGGUUCCGCCUCGCGCAAACGUUCAAGUACCGGCCAAAGCGUAGUCACCAGAGAUGACUACUCUCUUCCUCCGCCGCCGACGCGCUCGCGCAAGAUCAUCCAAAUGAAGCCCAAAGAAUCGCAAGAACCACCCAAAAGCGCUUCCCCCACUUCCAAUGCGAAAGCGGUCCCUGGGACCGCAGCAGGAGGAAAGCGGAAGCAGCCGGGAGGAACUUCAGCGGCGGGUCGGAAGAUUGCACGCAAGACGGCGCAUAGCUUGAUUGAGCGCAGGAGGAGGUCGAAGAUGAACGAGGAGUUCGGCGUGCUCAAGGAUAUGAUACCAGCAUGCGCGGGACAGGAAAUGCACAAGCUUGCAAUCCUGCAGGCCAGCAUCGAGUACAUGCGCUAUCUGCAGCAAUGCGUCGAUGACCUGAAGGCUGCGCAUCGUUCGCGACGAGCUUCUCCCACACCUACAUCAACGCCGAAGGACCCCGCGCCCCCUCCGACCCACAAGGAUGUGCCCGAAGAUGAGGACGACGAAGAGGAAGACGAGGAUGAGGAGAUGUCCGACGCAGUAUCCCCAAGGCAUGUAACCACCACAGAGCACGCACAGACCUACCACUUCACCAACGUAUCACCUGCAAUCUACCCUUCAGAUCGGAGCUACUCCACCACGACGUCUCCAAACAUCCACCCGGGCGACGCGCGCCACUACUCUACGACAAUGUCUCCGGCUCUCCAACCCUCCGAUCCGCACCACUACUCCCUAGCUUCCUCAAUACGGUCGACAGCCACGUCGCCAUCCGUGCAAGCAUCGCCCGCGUUUGGGAGCCAGACACCCUCGCAGUCUCAGUUCCAGAAUUCGUUCCCUACGGCGCCCUCGAGCAAGAGUUCCAUAUCCGGCCCGGCGGGAGGAAACUUCGCUCUGACCUCGCCAGCGCUGGGCCCGCAGGCAGACCGGGAGGAUCAUGAGGCUACGGAGGCACUGUUAAUGCUAAACACGGACCGCAGGAGCUGGAAUGGAGGCGGGAGGGGAAUGAGUGUUAAGGAUCUUCUUAGUGGGUAGGCGUCGGCUUGAGGUGAGGUGACGAACGCCUGAGGCGUGCAAUGAUCUAAAGCUGAGAUGCCUUUAUGGGACUACGGAUGGGGAGGUAUUUUGAGGUUAAUGGCGCUGGAGGCUAUUUGCUCUUCGGAGGUUUUAGUUGCCGUACUUUGCUGUCUGGCUCGGACACCGAAUAAAUGCGUACGUUCUGCGGGAGGAUGGAUAUCGCCAACGCAGUGAAUAUACUAGUGGAGUAUAAAGAGUUCAAUAGACGCUUUCCCGAUGCUUUUGAACAAUUGACCCACGAACCGCUACG
Messenger RNA from Trematosphaeria pertusa, 1700 nucleotides. RefSeq lists its product as uncharacterized. The record is from RefSeq and is a predicted model, not a curated record. Lineage: Eukaryota; Fungi; Ascomycota; Dothideomycetes; Pleosporales; Trematosphaeriaceae. The transcript has 2 exons. Bases 137 to 1408 code for a protein of 423 amino acids. Gene Ontology annotation, molecular function: protein dimerization activity.